This is a messenger RNA of Beta vulgaris subsp. vulgaris (sugar beet), 813 nucleotides long. RefSeq lists its product as uncharacterized. The coding region runs from base 1 to 813 and encodes 270 amino acids. Lineage: Eukaryota; Viridiplantae; Streptophyta; Magnoliopsida; Caryophyllales; Amaranthaceae. The record is from RefSeq and is a predicted model, not a curated record. The transcript has a single exon.
AUGGCACCCGACGCGCCUCCUCCUCCGCCGGUCAGCCAUGCCUAUCACCCUGCUUCGAGCGUUACUAACGUCAAAGCUUUGAUUCCUUUGGUGUUGGACGUUGAGAAAGGCCAAUAUUCUCCCUGGGCCACGUUAUUCCGCAACACUGCCAAGGCGUAUAAUGUCUUGGACUACAUCGACUCGUCGGUCACCAAACCCGCUUAUGUUGAUGACGCCCUAUGGGGUCGGUUGGACGCCAUUGUGUGCCAAUGGUUGUACGGUACGAUCACCACCGACCUCCUGCUUAAAAUUCUGGAUGACAAAUCCACGGCGAUGACGGCAUGGGAACGUCUUCGUAAUAUCUUUCAAGAUAAUAAAGGCACUCGGGUGGUGCAUCUUGAAAACAAGUUUGGUAAUAUUCAUCUCUCACAAUUCUCUUCUCUUGGUGAUUAUUGUCAAGCCUUAAAGACUAUUUCAUCUCAAUUGGCCGCCAUUGACCAUCCCAUAUCUGAGGAGCGUCUUGUUCUUCAAUUAGUCGGCAAAUUAACUUCUGAUUAUCGUAUGGUGUCUACUCUUAUUCAACAAUCUAGUCCUCUCCCGAGGUUUGAUAAAGCAUGUUCUAUGCUUGAACUUGAUCGUGUUAGUCGCAAAAAAUCCGAGUUCGUUUCUUCCUCUUCGGAUACUGUGCUUUUGACCGGCAACAACCUCUCCUCGCCGUCUGCUCCGUCGGCCAGUGGUGGUUCUCCUGGCCACCGGACUGGGUAUGGGCGUCCUACUGCUAAGCCGAAAGGAAAAUAUAAGGGGCGACAUUCUGGGGGUCAUAAUAUUACAUAA